UUACAAUCAACACAUCUAUCUGCAAACAACAUUUCGAAUAUGGGGACUACAGUGCAUACAGAACUUGGUGAAUUAAACCUCAACUUGGCUAAUGAAAAUGAAGAAUGCUUGAAAGAAAGAAUUUUUGGUGCUGAGUCAAAGUCUGGCUACAUUUUGCACAUUACUAAAGUUAGUUUGGAUUGGGGCAAAAAGGACUUGAAAUCCUCUGAAGAAGGUGCUCCUAAGUGUGUGCUAGGUUUAUCUGUUAAUAUGACCAGCAUGGGAGUUUAUCUAACUUUCAAGCGAGUAGAAUCAUUCAUAUCAACUGCAAUAUCCUUUCAAGUUCUAUUCAAAAGCCUUUCCGCUUCAAAGAAAAAAACAACGCAAACCCGGGCUCGAUCAUCAAAAAGUUCAGGGAAGGGAACUCAAAUGUUGAAAUUCAAUGUUGAACAGUGUUCAGUAUAUGUACUGGGGGAGACUGGAAUAGAAAAUGCAGUUGUUCCUGAUCCCAAGCGAGUCAAUUUUGGUUCACAAGGUGGUAGAGUUAUAAUAAAUGUGUCAGCAGAUGGUACCCCGCGCACUGCAAACAUAAUCUCCACCGUUUCCGAUGACUACCGGAAGCUAAAGUACUGUAUUUCUCUUGAAAUCUUUCAUUUUAAGUUGAGUGUGAACAAGGAGAAAAGAUCCAAACAGGUAGAACUUGGAAGGGCUAGAUCUAUCUAUCAGGAAUAUAUGGAUGAAAAUAGGCCAGUAUCAAAAGUGGCAUUGUUUAAUAUGCAAACUAUUAAAUUUGUACAACGUUUAGGCGGCCUUAAAGAGAAUGCUGCCUGUUCUCUUUUCAGUGCUACAGAAAUUACAAUGAGGUGGGAGCCUGAUGUGCAUCUAUCACUAAUUGAACUGGUUCUCCAGCUAAAAUUAGUGGUACACAAUACGAAGCUUCAGGAGCAUGGUAAUGAUGAACAUGUCGAAGACAUGUCUAAUGUAAAAGAUACUAAUAGGAAAAAUGAAGCUACUGUGGAAUCAGGGCAUUCAGAAAAGAAGAAAGAAUCUGUUUUUGCUGUUGAUGUAGAAAUGUUAAAUAUAUCUGCUGGGCUGGGAGAUGGAGUUGAUGCUAUGGUUCAGGUGCAGUCAAUUUUCUCUGAGAAUGCUCGUAUAGGAGUGCUCCUUGAAGGACUCAUGUUUUAUUUUAAUGGGGCCAGAAUCAUCAAGAGUAGCCGGAUGCAAAUUUCACGAAUUCCUAGUAAAUCUGCUGCUAGUGCAUCUGAUGCAAAGGGGCCUGUAGCCACAAUAUGGGAUUGGGUAAUUCAAGGUCUGGAUAUUCACAUUUGUUUGCCAUUCAGAUUGCAAUUGCGUGCUAUUGAUGAUGCUCUAGAGGAUAUGUUGCGUGCAUUGAAACUUAUUGUUGCUGCAAAGACCAAUAUGAUUUUUCCUGUGAAGAAAGACAGUUCUAAAGCGAAAAAGCCUAGUUCAGUAAAAUUUGGAUGCGUAAAGCUUUUCGUACGCAAGUUAACUUUUGAUAUUGAAGAGGAACCAAUUCAGGGAUGGCUUGAUGAACACUACCAUUUGUUGAAGAAGGAAGCUGGUGAAUUAGCUGUCCGGUUAAACUUUUUAGAUGAAUUUAUAUCCAAGGCAAAGCAAGAUCCAAAACCUACUGAUGACACCAAUAAUUCUCCUCAAGAAAAAAAGGUUUAUUUUAAUGAUGUUGAGGUUGAUGUAAACAAUCCUUCGACUAUUGAAUCAAUGCGAGAAGAAAUUUAUAAAAAAUCAUUCCGAUCAUAUUACCAGGCAUGCCAAAACCUAGUGUUAUCUGAAGGGUCAGGUGCUUGUAUUGAUGAUGACUUUCAAGCUGGUUUCAAACCUAGUACUUCAAGGACUUCUCUUCUUUCAAUAUCUGCAUUAGACUUAGAUGUAAGCUUGACAAAAAUUGAUGGUGGAGAUGAUGGGAUGAUUGAAGUUCUGAGGAAGCUUGAUCCUGUUUGUCUUGAAUGUGACAUACCAUUUUCCAGACUGUAUGGGUCAAAUAUUCUCUUAAACACAGGUUCUCUUGUGGCCCAGAUUCGAGAUUACACAUAUCCUCUUUUUGCUGGAAGUUCUGGUAAAUGUGAAGGUCGUCUUGUGAUGGCUCAGCAGGCAACUAGCUUUCAGCCUCAAAUGCUUCAAGAUGUCUAUGUUGGGGCAUGGAGAAAGGUAUGCAUGCUUCGAUCUGCUACUGGUACUACUCCGCCAAUGAAGACAUACACAGAUUUGUCCUUGCAUUUUCAGAAAGGCGAAGUGUCAUUUGGGGUGAGUUAUGAACCAGUUUUUGCUGAUAUUAGUUAUGCUUUCACUGUGUUGCUACGGAGGGCUAAUCUAAGUGUUAUAAACCCCGGCCCACUUAUUGUGCCACCAAAAAAGGAGAAGAGUUUGCCAUGGUGGGAUGACAUGAGAAAUUACAUUCAUGGAAGAAUUUCCUUAUUAUUUUCUGAAACAAGAUGGCAUAUUUUGGCAAGUACAGAUCCUUAUGAAAAGCUUGAUAAACUUAUACUUCUGACUAGAUCUAUGGAAAUUCACCAGUCAGAUGGUCGCAUUCUUCUUUCCGCGAAAGAUUUCAACAUUUUUUUGAGCAGUUUGGAGAGUAUGGCAAAAAAGCGUGGUUCCAAAAUUCCGCCGGGUGUUUCUAGUGCUUUUUUUGAAGUCCCACUUUUUACACUUGAAGUUGCAAUGGACUGGGAUUGUGACUCUGGCAAACCAUUGAAUCAUUAUUUAUUUUCACUUCCAGAUGAAGGAAAACCUCGUGAGUUCGUAUUUGAUCCCUUCAGAUCCACUGCUCUUUCACUUCGAUGGAACCUAUCUUUUAGAUCCCUUCCUCCUUCAUCAGAAAAACAAUGUCCACCCUCUGUUGCAAGAGAUAGUAUAGAAGGAUAUGCUACUCUAUCUCAGCCUCCUCACACUUCUCAGAAUGUUUCACCGGCUUCCCCAACAAUAAAACUUGGUGCUCAUGAUCUAGCAUGGAUUACAAAAUUCUGGAACUUGAUGUACCUUCCCCCACAUAAACUGCGGAUGUUUUCACGCUGGCCUCGUUUUGGUGUUCCAAGAAUUAUCAGAUCAGGCAAUCUUGCACUAGAUAAAGUAAUGACCGAGUUUAUGAUUCGUAUAGAUUCCACACCGAUUUGUAUAAAGAACAUGCCUUUACAUGAUGAUGAUCCAGCCAGAGGACUGACCUUCAUGAUGACAAAGCUGAAGAUUGAAUUAUGUUUUGGCAGGGGUAAGCAAAAGUUUACUUUUGAAAGCUACCGUGGCCUUCUUGAUCUUGUUUACCAAGGUAUUGACCUUCAUAUGCCCAAAGUUUUCCUAAGUAAAGAAGACUGCUGUAGUGUUUCUAAGUUAAUUAGCAUGGCAACAAAAAGCUCACAAUCUGCAUCCAAGGAUAACGUUCCCUCUGAAAAAGGUUGCAUGACGCAGAAAAAUCCUGAUGAUGGAUUUAUUUUAUCCUGUGAUUACUUCAGUAUAAGAAAACAGUCCGCAAAGGCCGAUCCUGAUACUUUGGGAGCCUGGCGUGAAGAGGGAAAAAUAAAUCCUGAGAAGACCACGUGUGUACAGUUUGAGCGUGGUAAACAGAGCGAAACUAAUGAGCAUACGCAAUCAGACCCAAGCGACGACGAUGAUGGCUACAAUGUGGUGAUAGCUGACAGUUGCCAGCGCGUGUUUGUCUAUGGUAUGAAGCUUCUAUGGAAUAUUGAAAACAGAAAUGCUGUUUGUUUCUGGGUUGCUGCUCUUUCCAAAGCCGCUGCACCUGCCAAGCCUUCUCCUUCUCGGCAGUAUGCACAGAGAAAAUUACAUGAGGACAACAAAAAGGAUGAUGCAGCCGAAACUAAUCAAGAUGAUGAUGCAUGUCAAACCCAUCAAGAUGAUGGAGCCAAAAUCCAGCAAGAUGAUGAAGCUGAAUCCCAUCGAGAUGAUGGAGCUGAAACCUGUCAAGAUGAAGGAGCUGAGACACAUAAAGAUGAAGUUUCAACAUCCCUUAACACUAACAGCAUCUCGGAUUCUCCCUCUUCUCAGGCUGCCAAGAAUCCUGAAUUACCUUCAUCCCCACCACAUUUGGAUAAUGCGGACAACUUGCCAUCUACUAAAAAUGAGAAUGCUGACGACACUGAGGAGGGGAUUCGACACUUCAUGGUUAAUAUUAUUGAACCUCAGUUUAAUCUUCACUCAGAGGACGCAAAUGGUAGGUUUCUGCUUGCUGCUGUAAGUGGCCGCAUUUUAGCCCAGUCAUUUCACUCAGUCCUUCAUGUUGGUUACGAGAUGAUUGAGCAAGCUCUUAGUACUACAGAUGUAAAUGGUAGUGAAUACCAGCCUGAAAUUGCAUGGAAAAGAUGGGAGUUAUCUGUUAUGUUGGAGCAUGUGCAGGCCCAUGUUGCACCAACAGAUGUUGAUCCAGGGGCUGGAGUGCAGUGGCUACCAAAAAUUCUCAGAGGCUCUCCAAAAGUAAUGCGUACAGGUGCUCUUCUUGAGAGAGUUUUUAUGCCUUGUGAUAUGUACUUUCAGUUCACAAGGCACAAAGGAGGCACUCCAGAAAUGAAGGUGAAACCCUUGAAGGAGCUCACAUUCAAUUCUCAUAAUAUAACAGCAACAAUGACAUCUCGCCAGUUUCAGGUCAUGCUGGACGUGUUGUGCAAUCUUCUCCUUGCACGGGUUCCAAAGCCUAAAAAAAGUAGCCAGACACUUUCUAUUGAAGAUGAUGAAAUGGUCGAAGAAGAAGCCGAUGAGGUGGUACCUGAUGGUGUUGAAGAGGUGGAACUUGAAAAAAUCAACCUUGAAAAGAAAGAGAGGGAACUAAGGUUGCUUCUUGAUGAUAUAAGAAAACUGUCUCUUUCUUAUGACCUUUCUAGAAAUCCGCAUCCAGAAAAGGAAGCAGACUUGUGGAUGAUAGACGGUGAAAUAGCCAUGCUGGUCCAAGAACUGAAGAGAGAAGUUGUAAAUGCGCGAAAAUCUAGGAAAGAAGCAUAUGCAUCAUUAAGAAUGGCAAUGCAAAAAGCUGCACAGCAGCGGUUAAUGGAGAAGGAGAAGAACAAAAGUCCUUCUUAUGCUAUGCGAAUAUCUAUGCAAAUUAACAAAGUUGUUUGGAGCAUGCUCCUUGAUGGUAAAUCCUUUGCUGAAAUUGAGAUCAAUGACAUGAUCUACGACUUCGACCGGGAUUAUAAGGAUGUCGGCAUUUCUCUGUUCACAACAAAAUAUAUUGUUUUCAAAAAUUGCCUAUCUAAUGCCAAAUCUGAUACAAUUCUGUCAGCAUGGAAUCCCCCACCCGAUUGGGGAAAAAAAGUGAUGCUUCAAGUUGAUGCGAGACAGGGAGCUCCAAAGGAUGGAAGUUCUCCCUUUGAACUUUUCAAGGUAGAGAUUUAUCCCCUUAAGAUCCAUUUGACAGAAACGAUGUACAGAAUGAUGUGGGGGUAUUUCUUCCCGGAAGAAAAAAAGGAGUCACAACGCCGACAGGAGGUUUGGAAGGUUUCGACGACAGCUGGUGCAAGGCGUUUGAAAAAAGGUUCAUCGGUCAAUGAAGCUUCUGCUUCAAGUGCAACGAAAGAGUCUGAAGCCCCAUCCAAAUCCACCAUCACUGCAAUGCUAUUUCCCUCAAGCAAUCAGUCUUCUGCUCAAGUUGAUUCUGCCCAAGCAUCCAAAACACAAAAUGUCAAAGCUAACCCUGGUACUGGUAUAACCCCCGAGUUGAAAAAGGCAUCUUCUUUUGAUAAGACAGAGGAAGAUACCGUGGCAGAAUCUGUAGCCGAUGAACUUGUCUCACAAGAUGAAGCAUCCAAGAAUAAACUAAAAGAUUGCAAAGGUGCUAUGCCAUCUGAAGAGAAGAAAUCUAGACCACAAAAAAUAAUGGAAUUUCACAACAUCAAAAUUAGUCAGGUGGAAUUGUGUAUUACCUAUGAAGGGUCAAGAUUUGUUGUGAGUGAUAUGAAAUUAUUGAUGGAUCAAUUUCACCGAGUUGAGUUUACCGGGACUUGGCGGAGACUCUUCUCUCGAAUUAAGAAGCACAUUAUAUGGGGAGUCCUGAAAUCCGUGACUGGAAUGCAGGGUAAGAAAUUUAAAGACAAAGGUCAGAUUCAGCUCCCUAGUGCUGGUGCUCCAGAAAUGGACCUUACUUUGAGUGACAAUGAAGGCCAAGCAGGAAAAUCUGAUAAGCUUCCACCAGCUUGGCCUAAGCGUCCAAAUGAAGGAGCAGGUGAUGGAUUUGUAACAUCCAUUAAAGGAAUAUUUAGUAAUCAGCGCCGCAAGGCAAAGGCAUUAGUGCACAAGACAAAGAAAGGAGAAGCAGAGAAUGAAACUCAAGGGGAUUCUGGUGAAAAUGAUGGAGAUCAGAUCGCUCCUUUUGCUAGGCAGCUCACGAUCACACAAGCUAAAAAGCUUAUUAGGAAGCACACCAAGAAGUUGCAGUCUAAAGCACAAAAAGGUUCCUCCUCACAACAAGCAGAAGCACUACCAUCAUCAAAAGAGGAGACCAUUACAUUUGACAGUGAUUCUUCAAGUGGAUCCUCAUCUGAUGAUGAAGCUUUUCAUGAAUAGGUUAUCUAAAGGAAUUCUUACUUUUCAGUUGAUCAUGAAGCACGUUUUAUCUUAUUCUUAAAUCACUAAAUCAGCAGGUACGUACCUCAGAUAAACACCUAAAUUAACAGAAAAACUUGAGGGUAGGGACACCAAAAAUGGAAGAAAUAGAACUUUGGACUUAAAAUUUGGAUAAUGUGUGAUUGAUGUUGAUUUUUAUUCAGUAUAUUAUUCUCUGGAAACCUCAAUCAUUGUUGAUGAAGAGCCUUGCAUUCUUCUA
Glycine soja is the source of this 6784-nucleotide messenger RNA. Its product is annotated as protein SABRE-like. Bases 40 to 6525 code for a protein of 2161 amino acids. The transcript has 15 exons. The record is from RefSeq and is a predicted model, not a curated record. Lineage: Eukaryota; Viridiplantae; Streptophyta; Magnoliopsida; Fabales; Fabaceae.